Messenger RNA from Mya arenaria, 1678 nucleotides. RefSeq lists its product as uncharacterized. Gene Ontology annotation, biological process: mannosyl-inositol phosphorylceramide biosynthetic process. The record is from RefSeq and is a predicted model, not a curated record. The transcript has 2 exons. The coding region runs from base 47 to 1342 and encodes 431 amino acids. Gene Ontology annotation, molecular function: mannosyltransferase activity. NCBI's taxonomy places the organism in Eukaryota, Metazoa, Mollusca, Bivalvia, Myida, Myidae.
GGUACCAGGUGAACCGUGGAGGUCGCAUGAGGAAAACUCACGAACAAUGUGUGUGACAAUAGACAUGAGGAAAAUAGUAGUGUUCAACAUUGUCUUCAUAGCAUUCAUUACAUUCGGAAUGUGUUUGUACUUGUUUGUUGACAGCAAGCAGAUCAAGAUUAAAGUUGCCGGCGAAGAAGCAAUGACCAAUGGACAGCGAUUGAAAUGUACGGACAUCCCGAAGCGGGUAAAAGUGGGGGUUGGGACAGGGGCCGUGAUGGAUCCUGGUACCUGGGCGAAUGGCAGCCCCGCCCGCCCACACGCGCCUAUGGACCAGAUCGUUCCAAUGGAGGCGGGGUUUGAGCCCGAUGUCUCAACAGACUUCCCCUCCGCAGAUGUACGAGCGACCACGAUACCACGCACUAUGCACCAGAUGUGGAUAUGUGAGGAGGAGGCUUGCGGUGCCGAUGCUGUUAAAGGAAAGGGGAUUGUCGUUCCAAAGCAAUUCAAACAGCCUGUCAUUUCAUUUUUUAAACACCAUAAAGAUUGGACGUAUUACUUUUGGGGGCAUGCAAACGGGAGAAGUUUUAUUAAACACAAUUUCUCAAUACUGUUACCCGUGUUCGAUAGUUACGUAGAGAAUGUACUGAGAAGCGAGAUGCUGCGAUACACCGUGUUAUAUGUGUUCGGCGGGGUUUAUUCUGACCUUGAUAUUACAUUUCUGAGGCCGUUAGACCGGGUGACGGCAAGAUACACGUGUAUCUUGGUACCGGAGCCGUUUGAGCACCCUGUGUUCACUAGCGGCCAGCCCUACCGGCUAAACAACAAUUUGAUCUUUUGCCGGUCCCGCCACCCGUUCCUCAAGCUCCUCAUUGACAAUCUCGCCCGGGCCAGACUGCUUGUGCACACGCUCGAUAUCUCCGGCCCGGGAUUUGUUACAAUGUUCUACACUUUGUACACCAACAUAUCCGGCGACGAAAUAUUUCAUGCGGACAUAAAGCGUGAUACAAACGAUACAUCCCCGUAUUUCUAUAAAGGAAUACAACCAGAGAAUGAGGAGGAUGGUAUUUACAUCGCUAACACUCAAUAUUUCGUGCUUCCAGUACCGAACAUCGGCGCGGCCCGGUGCGUGCAGGAGAGGUUCCGGUCCCGCCUGGUGGAACGCAUGUGUACGUACCUGCGGACAAGACGACGCGCCCGAAACCAGUACACGUUCACGACGCAUGAUUGGACCAACUCUUAUGUUCGACCUGACCAGUUCCGUGAAACUAUCACCUUAAAUUUCACCAUAGAGACCUUCCUUUCAGUAGAUAGAAUAUCAAAAAGGAGUUUUCAGUCAGCUUUGCAGUCCACUUUGAACUGAGCUUAUAUUGAUGUUUGUUUGAAAUUUAUUCAAGACUGAAGAAUAUAUAGACAUUUAAAACGAACUUGGUCAAGUAUGUUCUGUUAAUACAUGUGGAUGGUAUUGCAAUUGUAGAUCAUCAGUACAUACUUCACACAGAGAGCAAACAAACCACCCUACGAAUGUCGAGGGUUUCUCGACUUUUAUUAUCAUGUUUCUGCAUAGAAUAAUUUAAACAUUUGUUUAAAACUUAAGAAUAUAUCAUUACAGUGUAGUACAUAUACUGUUUAUCAUGUUUCGAUUUUUUAUACAUUUGUUAACAAAUUCAAGAAUAUAUUAUUACAGUGUAGUACAUUU